Messenger RNA from Ostertagia ostertagi, 513 nucleotides. Lineage: Eukaryota; Metazoa; Nematoda; Chromadorea; Rhabditida; Trichostrongylidae. The record is from the annotation of a GenBank genome assembly.
AUGUGGCGCCAUUUUGACGCAGGACUCUACCAAUUUCUUAAGAAUCAUGUAUACAUACCUCUCAUGAAAGCUACAAUGCCUCAUGCUGUGUUUCGAGGUCUAUUGGCGCUGAUCGCCGUUUCUCUAUCUGCUGCGGAGUUAAUCAUCGAAAAAAUUGGGAAGGCGUUGUGGAGCACUUCACAGUUCCAAGAAUUUCGACGAAACAUUGGAGAGGAAAAUACAAGACGUUUGAUCGCUCUGUCAAUGCUAGCGACCGUCAUUCCAGGAAUUUUUGGUGUGUUCUUCUUUCUUGGUGAGGAAGGUACAGGAGCAGCAGUAUUUCAAAACGUUCUGAUUAAUGGAUUUAAAGACGUACUCAAUGGUAACGUCGUGUUAAGCAGUGGCUGCGCAGGACUUGUUUUUCAUACACCUGGUGAUACUUGGUACUUCUCAAUCACGUAUGCUUGGAGCUCGAAACAAUCAACGAAAGCGGGAAGAAAAAUAUUUAAAUUUGGCAAUAAAAUUGUAAUAACA